CUCUGCCGCACGCGUCAUAGUGUUUGUGAUUUUUGCUGUUCCUUUUUUUUGCAGUUCAUCAUCGUGUAGCUCUUGAUGAAAUUCGACCAUCGUCAGGUCAAUUCAUAGCAGUGAAGAAAGAAGUUGUGGACAGAGCGAACAAACAAAGAAGAGUUUUCCAUCAGGUGUAGAUGAGGCUAAUGGAUGAAUUUUCCGCAAACUAUGUAGAAUCAAUGGUUGGCGAUUGGGUUUAUGUUUAAAUUUGCUUUGGGACUGCAAGAAGUGUGUGUUAUUUUGAUGAGAACGCGGAAUUGAACGACAAAGUCGCGAAGAAAGGAGUACUGUUUCUGCUGUCAUUGCAGUACAGUGUGUAAAUUCUCUUUAUUCGUCUCGCAAGAAGCAAGAAGGAAAUUUUGUUGCGCUCGGUCUAUUCGAAAAGAAACGCAAUAUGUCUGAGAAUCGGGAGGAGAUACUAGCGAAUUUUCAGAGCAUAACUGCAAUUGAGGAUGUCGCUGAGGCUAUUUAUCAUUUGGACGAAUGCAACUGGGAUCUCUUGUCAGCCGUUCAUCGUGUCCUGCCCCAGGAUCCACGAGAUCGACGCUUGAAUAGCGGCGACAGUGGUGCCGCUGACGGCGGGAAUAGUAGUUUUCCGUCGAUUCACAUCGGUAGUGGUAGUGGAAAUGGAAAUUUGGGGUCAGCUUUCGCCAGUUAUGCGAAUGAUUUGGAAGCGAUGGCCAACGUGGAAGAACUAAUGACGGCACCUUCAUCACCAAUAAAGAACGCAGCGAUAGGCGGAAGUAGUGGCACGUUCAACCAAGGCAAGAAUCUGGAUGCUGAUUUUCCUUUCGAGGAUCCUUUUGGAUUUCUUGAACCAGGAGCAUCUUCUUCUCGAUCUAGCAGCAACAACGACUUCCGUAGUGCACUUAACUUCCUCGACGCGAAGCCACAUGACGUAGUGUUUAGGGUUCUCUUCAACAACGAGUUGCAUGUUAUCAACAUAUCGAACCACGCCACGGUGGGUGAAUUGAAGGCCAAAAUCUCCGAGAAAACGGGAGUUCCAGUGUGUCGACAGGCUCUGAAAGGUUGGGAACCAGGGAAGCAGAAAGAGGUUCAGAAUUCUUCGACAUUGCUCAAAUCGCUCAAUAUCGGGAAGGAUGUCAACAUUAUUCUGACGGACAUGACGGUGGAAGGUUUCGUUGGCGAAACCGAUCCAUUAUCCUCGCAAAACAAACAGAUCUACACGCUGCACAUAAAUGUCCAGCCGGAGGGCAAUAUUCUGGUGCUCAAGUUUCCCGGCCAUCAAAACAUUCUGUCCAUAAAAACGGACCUGUACACGAUCGUCGACAUUCCGGUGCGACACCAGGUGUGGUCCGGCUGGCCGAACAACGUCACCAACAGUACGACGCUAGCCGAAUCCGGCGUGGAACGGGAGCAUAAUCUUGUGCUGAAACGGGCGGAAGAUGUGGCGCAAAAAAUUACAAACAAUAACAGCACAGCUGUUAACACAGCCAGCACGAGUACUAGCAGUAGCAGCCGAAAUGUUUACAAUAACAGUGACAGCAUGCCGAUUAUUAUAGACUCCGAGAGCAGCGGAGAGGAGUUUGAGGAUGCAUCGGACUUUAACAACGACGACGACAUUUUCACCGAGACACCCAUCAAUAGCCACUUGAAACAUUUGAUCCCUGAUAAUGUAGAUGACGAAACAAUUGGCAGCAUACAGUUCGUAGAGAACUUCGUCGAACGCUACGGACCUCAACAUCCGAUGUUUUUCCAGGGUAGCUUAGAGGAUGCACUUAAGGAAGCGUGUCGUCCAUCAGCUCGUGACCGUAAAUUGAUGGCGAUAUAUCUGCACCAUGACGGAAGUGUGCUUACGAAUGUAUUCUGCGGUCAGUUGCUUGCCUGCGAAAGUAUAAUACAAAUGCUGCUGGAUCACUUCGUUCUAUAUGGUUGGGAUCUGACGUUCGAGAGCAAUAAAAACAUGUUUUUGUCGUCUAUAUCGGCAUGUGUUGGAAUGAGCGCUUCGAUAACAGUAAGAAACAUUCCGACCGAUCGGUUGCCAGCCAUUCUUGUGAUAGCAAAGAAUCGCAGCCAGUGCGAGGUUUUCCAGGUGAUUUACGGUAAUGUCAGUGUUGAUGAUUUGUUGUCGCAACUGAUGGAAGCAUCGGAUAUGUAUAGCGAGCAGCUUAAGAUAGAGCUGCGCGAGGAAAAUGAGCGGUUAGCUCGGGAACAGGUAAAACUCGAGCAGGACGCUGCCUAUCGUGAAAGUUUGGAAGCGGAUCGAGCCAAGCAAGAGGCCAAACGUCAGAAGGAGCUUAUGAUGCAAACAGAGCGCCGUCGGCUGGAAUCCGAGCGGGCUGAUGCCGAGGCGAAACGAGAGCUAAUUCGUGCCACUGCCCGGAGCACUGUGCCUGAAGAGCCAGAGCAGCAGUCCGGAGAGAAUAUUACCAAAAUUAGGAUAAGGCCACCGUCCGGUGUGAUGAUAGAGCGACGUUUCUUGGCCGAUACGCCCCUUAGAAUCCUGCUGAACUUUAUCACGGGCGAAGGGUUUCUGGUUGAUGAGUACAAGGUGAUUUCGAGCUGGCCGCGGAGAGAUCUCACUGUACUGAACCAAGAGGAAACUCUGAAGGAGCUGAAACUGUAUCCCCAGGAGACACUAAUACUGGAGGAACGAUGAUUCCGUCGUGUACAGAUUGACUCUCAUCUCAUAAUUAUAAAAUCACUUACAAAAAUAUCUAAUUAUUUAAUAUUUCUUCGUUUGUCCGAUGCUCAGCGUAAUCUUCCACUUUGUUUGAAGGACAAACAAUUGUCCAAAUUGUAAGAGAGAGAUCGAAGGAAAACUAUAAAUUUUUAAAUUGGCACAAGAGAAAUUUCGUAUUGGUGUUAUUAACUUCUUCAAAGUUUUUAGUUUUUUCUGUCUUGUUUUAAAUUAGUUUUAUCAUAGUUUCGGUUGUGUCCUUAUUUUGUAUUCGUACCAAAUACUGGCAGGUACUUUUAAUUGAGAAUGAUUUGAAGAGGGAUUUGAAUUGAUAUUGUGGAGAGAAAGAAAAGAUAAUUACAGAUUAAAACAAUGAGCAUAACAAUUCAAUAUGAAGGAAGAAAUGAAAGAAAAUGACUCAGUCUAUUUAAAAUCGGUUA
This is a messenger RNA of Toxorhynchites rutilus septentrionalis, 3114 nucleotides long. RefSeq names its product FAS-associated factor 1 (gene casp). The record is from RefSeq and is a predicted model, not a curated record. Gene Ontology annotation, molecular function: ubiquitin binding. Lineage: Eukaryota; Metazoa; Arthropoda; Insecta; Diptera; Culicidae. The transcript has 13 exons. The coding region runs from base 428 to 2653 and encodes 741 amino acids. Gene Ontology annotation, cellular component: nucleus; endoplasmic reticulum.